Molecule: messenger RNA, 1928 nt
Organism: Paraphaeosphaeria sporulosa
Lineage: Eukaryota; Fungi; Ascomycota; Dothideomycetes; Pleosporales; Didymosphaeriaceae
Product: MFS general substrate transporter
Exons: 6
Coding region: 245-1813 (522 amino acids)
Cellular component (GO): membrane
Source: RefSeq, a predicted model, not a curated record
CCGAACUUCAACGUCGCGCUAUUUGUUUCUCGCAUUGCACCGUGAACACUAUAGAUCCUGCUUUCUCGUUUUGUACAUUCACUUGCUCUUUUCCUAUCUUUUCUUCUGUCCAUAGAACCCCACCAUCAUCGUCGGGCCCUCAUCUGUCUCCAAACUUGACAUCCUGCGCGAUUAUUCCCCACUCCAGCUCCGCGCCCUAUGAUAUCACGAUAACCAAAGCCUACGUCUGCUCACACUGAGCACAAUGGCCGUAUCCGAGAAGCCGACACACCAAAAGACACGGAUAGUAUCCGUUGUCGCAGCGACCGCCAUCGCUCUAGCCUGUGGAACGAAUUAUGCCUAUUCCGCAUGGGCACCGCAGUUUGCCGAGAAGCUCCAGCUCUCCACCACACAGAGCAACAUCAUCGGAACCGCCGGGAACAUGGGCAUGUAUGCUGCGGGCAUACCAGUAGGCAUGAUUACAGACAGGAAGAGCCCUCGUCUUGCUGCCCUCAUUGGGGUGUUCGCCCUAUUCGCGGGAUACUAUCCCAUUCGCAUCGCCUAUGAUGACGGAGCUGGCUCCAUGAGCGUAGCUAUCCUCUCUUUCUGCUCAUUUCUCAGUGGCGUGGGGAGUUGCUCUGCGUUUCAAGCCGCCAUGAAGGUGGCCACUCUCAACUGGCCAACCCACAGAGGCACGGCUACAGCAUUCCCUCUAGCCGCGUUUGGCUUGAGCGCCUUCUUCUAUACCUUCAUUGCCGGCAUAGCGUUUCCGGGAAACACUUCCAGUCUACUUGCGUUGCUCUCCUUUGGGACGUCAAUGGUCGUGUUGGCUGCGCUGCCCUUCCUCCACGUUGUCGACCACAAGACUGGUACAGGCUAUGCUGUUCUGCCCUCCAACGAGCGCACCCGACGCAAUUCCAACGUCCUGCAUCAAACCAGUUCUAACAGAAGCAAACACAGCAGCCGAUACAGCAGCUCUUCAAUACCCCAGCUGGAGCCCAACAAUGACGAACGGGAUGACGAUUCAGAUGAAACCUCCUCCCUCUUGUCUGGACCUGGCGAUAUACUUCCAGAGGACGAUGCAGCUAGUAGGCAUAGUAGGAAAUCGAAUCACUCACAUUGUUUAGAUGUUACUGGAUUGGCCUUGCUAUACAAGUUCGAGUUCUGGCAGAUCUGGGUCAUUAUGGGGCUGCUAACUGGGGUCGGAUUGAUGACCAUCAACAAUGUUGGGCAUGACGCGCAAGCACUAUGGAACCACUGGGAUCCCACCGCCAGCAAGGACUUCGUUGCUCACCGCCAACUCUGGCACGUCUCCAUCAUCUCGCUGGGCUCCUUCUCGGGGCGUUUAUUAUCCGGCAUUGGUUCCGAUGUCAUCGUGAAGCGACUGAGCGGGUCUCGCUUUUGGUGCGUCGUCGUAGCGGCUGCCGUAUUUCUGGUUGCCCAGAUCUGCGCGACGCGUAUCGAGAAUCCCAACCACUUGUGGGCGGUGUCAGGACUUUGUGGGCUGGCAUACGGCAUUCUCUUUGGCGUGCUUCCGGCCGUGGUAGUAGAUGCGUUCGGUCCUGACAAUUUCGCCGUCAACUGGGGCGUCAUGACGCUCGCACCCGUUGUGAGCGGAAACAUCUUCAACCUGUUCUACGGUGCGGUGUACGACUCGCACUCUGAAGUUCAGGCUGGUGGCGAGUUCAACUGCGACGAGGGCAUCGUAUGCUACAAGGCGGCGUACUACGUCACUUUGGUCUCGAGUGCGUUGGGCAUUGUGGCGUGCUUGUGGGCGAUACAGACUGAGUCGGUAAAGCGCAAGGCCGAAGAGCUCGAGGACCAUCGAGCGUGAUUUUUUUUCAGCUGUACAUACCAUUUGGGUCAGGUCAUAGAAAGGCAAGAUGUGUAUUUAGCGUUUACAUGUGAUAUCAACGUAUAGACUCCAAUGCAGAUUUGGUUACCCGGAG